AUGGCACCAGCAGAACCACCCCUUGGUGCACUUGUUGAAGUCCCAGCUGGUCGAGGUUUGGUUCGCUUCUGCGGUGGCACCUCGUUCUCUGCUGGAAGAUGGGUUGGUAUUGAGCUUUUGGAAGCCAACGGGAAGAACGACGGAACAGUGCAAGGCAUCAAAUACUUCACUUGCAAGCCGAACUACGCUCAUCAAACCACCCAGCCAUCUACACUGCGACGGGUUUCAGAACCAUUGCGGGAUCCGGAGCCUGAACUUGAACCCGAGCCUUCGUCUCCAAUUGUUCCGCAGGAGCCUUCACGACCAAGUACACCCGUGCGCGCACAAGACGACCAGGAGGUACAGGAGCUCCGUGCCAAAAUACGUGUACUUGAAGCAAAGCGUGCGGAUGAUGCUCGUCAUGUCCGAGAGCUUGAGACGCGUCUUUCCGAAGCGGAAUCAUUUGUUGCGCUGCGUCCGAAGCUCCAGGCGAAGCUAAGCUCACAGCAGACAGAGCUGAUCACUACCCGACGUGAGCUAGCUGACGCGCAGCAGCUUGCUCAGAUGGCCGAAAGCCGUAUUGUCGAUGCGCAGGAACAGCUUGAGAUGGCCAUGUUAGACAAAGAAAUGGCCGAAGAACGCGCGGAAAUGGCGGAAGCGGAGUUGGAAGAAGUCAAGGAGAAUUUGGCCAUCGUUGAAGUUGAGCUACAAGUGCUCAAGGAAGGAGGAGAGAGGGCCGAAGAAGUCACUGAAACUCCGGUAAAGCAGUCGUUGGCUUACAUCCAACUUGAGAAACAGAACGAACGGCUGAAGGAGGCACUCAUUCGACGGAGCAAGAGCAUGCGGUACUGCUGCCAGAGAGAUCUAGGGCGCAGCAGCGGGGCCGCGCGCGAAGAGCAGUACCGCGAGGAGAACGGGGUGGCGCCGGAUGUAGGCCCGAAAAGCAUUGGAGGACCAGCGACCGGCCGCCUGAAUGAGGGCAGUGGCACCGCCGGAGCGCAGGCUGUGCCCCGCGACGUUGUCGGGAAAAAAAGUCUGCAGGCGGCGCAGGAACCAGGACCGGGUCGGGAGGCUGCCGUCGUGGCAGAUCCACAACUCAGCGCGGAGCGCGAAGCGGGCAUCGCGCAGAGCGAGAUAUCGAGUGAAAGCCGCCACGGUCCCCGGCAGUGCCAGGUCGCGUGUGACCAGGAUGCGACUGCCGUCAAAGAAUGGAUCGGCUUUGUGUGCGGGAAGCAAGAAGCUGUACUGCAGCUCACCAGCGCAUACCACAGUGGUGCGCAGCGUGAGUUUAUGAUGUCUGCGGAGACGCACGGAGUCAGGCCAAACGAGCUCCCCGAGGCGCAUGAGCGCGUGGAAACCAGUGAGGAGUUGCGCAAGAAAGAGGCUGUCGUCAUAGCAUGGGGACGGGGAGAGGGCACUGCACACGGAGUGUACGUCCUCGCACGUCAGGGCGCGUUUACGGGCGAUCGCAGCACCCUGCAGUCGCUUGCAGCCGCGAAGGGUGCGGGUGACCAGACGAGACUUCCGCGCGCCGCGCACCAGGGGGAAAAAGGUUUCGAGUUCGCUGCAGAUACCUGA
Postia placenta MAD-698-R-SB12 is the source of this 1557-nucleotide messenger RNA. RefSeq lists its product as hypothetical. The transcript has 6 exons. Bases 1 to 1557 code for a protein of 518 amino acids. The record is from RefSeq and is a predicted model, not a curated record. Lineage: Eukaryota; Fungi; Basidiomycota; Agaricomycetes; Polyporales; Adustoporiaceae.